Necator americanus (New World hookworm) is the source of this 483-nucleotide messenger RNA. RefSeq lists its product as uncharacterized. Bases 1 to 483 code for a protein of 160 amino acids. NCBI's taxonomy places the organism in Eukaryota, Metazoa, Nematoda, Chromadorea, Rhabditida, Ancylostomatidae. The transcript has a single exon. The record is from RefSeq and is a predicted model, not a curated record.
AUGCUGGUCUCAUUCGUAAAUCGUGAACGUCAUCUCGCAAUAGCCAUGGUGUCGCUUCCUUCACUAUGUUUACUCCUGAGGACUAAUGGUUGGAUAGUGAAGCUGUUUUGCCGCAUCCUGACUACGUUCGGUCCAAUCCGAUGGUGCAUCUCACACGCGCGACAGUGGGGGAAUCCAACGCUGAAAACGUACAUCAGUCGAAGGAAACAGAAACACGUGCGUAAACUGAUAACAUGCACUAUUGUCAUGUUGCAAAUUGCAGUUAUCGGAGCUUGUUCCCAAUUCACGUCUAUCGCAGCUGAUGAAAACGUGUGCACAAUAGUAAACAACACCGAAGCAUGUGUCUUCAACGAAGUCACUACCAUGAUGCUGCAGUUAAUGCAACAAGAAACCUGCUUGGCACUUCGAGAUCAUAAGAAUGACUAUAUCGGUGUCAUAUCCAUCAAGUUGAAUGGCAUACAGUACCAACGCGAAAAGGGAUAA